This is a messenger RNA of Corylus avellana, 1597 nucleotides long. Its product is annotated as glycerol-3-phosphate acyltransferase 5-like. Gene Ontology annotation, biological process: cutin biosynthetic process. The record is from RefSeq and is a predicted model, not a curated record. Gene Ontology annotation, molecular function: phosphatase activity; glycerol-3-phosphate 2-O-acyltransferase activity. Gene Ontology annotation, cellular component: membrane. NCBI's taxonomy places the organism in Eukaryota, Viridiplantae, Streptophyta, Magnoliopsida, Fagales, Betulaceae.
UCUUAUAAGCAUAAAAACCAUUGUCACCCUCAUCCAAGAACCUUGAAACGGAAAAUACUAGGAAACCCAGAAGGGGAAAUGACAAAAAGCCCAGUGGAGUCGGUUGUUGCCGAGCUCGAAGGAUCGCUUCUGAAGGACCCCGACGCUUACUCCUACUUCUUGUUGGUGGCAUUCGAGGCCUCGGGUUUGUUUAGGUUUGCAGUGUUGCUGAUGUUAUGGCCGGUGAUUCGCUUGCUGGAAAUGAUGGGGAUGGGAGACGCCGGGCUGAAGUUCAUGAUCUUUGUUGCUGUCGCAGGCGUUCGUGAAUCCGAGAUCAGAUCGGUGGCGAGGGCUGUUUUGCCAAAGUUUUACAUGGAUGAUAUUGAUAUGGAGGCAUGGAAGGUGUUUAGCUUCUAUGACAAAAGAGUUGUGGUGACUAAGACGCCGAGGAUUAUGGUUGAGAGGUUUGUGAAGUAUCAUUUGCGAGCUGACGAGGUUGUCGGAAGCGAACUUGUUGUGAACCGUUUUGGGUACGCAACGGGGUUCGUCAACGAUGAUAUUCGUCCUCUAUCCGAUCGGGUGGCAAAGUUGUUUGUAGAUGAACCACCACGUUUAGGCUUAGCAAGGCCUGGUUCUUCAUUCUUAUCGCUAUGCAAGGAACAAAUGCAGCCACCAUUCAUGGCCGACCAAAAGUAUAACCACCAAGUCCUCCGCCCGCUCCCGGUGAUCUUCCACGAUGGCCGCCUAGUGAAGCGCCCAACACCAUCCACCGCCCUCUUAAUCCUCCUAUGGAUGCCCUUAGGCAUCUUACUUGCAAUAAUCCGCAUUGUUAUGGGCAUGGUGCUACCAAUUAGUGCUAUUCCCUACAUGUCACGACUGUUCGGCAGCAAGGUUAUCGUCAAAGGCAAACCACCCUCGCCGGCAUCCGGUGCCAACACGGGAGUACUAUUUGUGUGCACUCACCGGACCCUAAUGGACCCCGUCGUCCUCUCCACCGUACUCGGACGAAAAAUCCCAGCCGUGACGUACUCCAUCUCUCGAUUCUCAGAGAUCUUAUCGCCAAUUCCUACCGUUAGGCUAACCAGAAUCCGUGAAGUCGACGCGGAAAAAAUCAAGCGAGAAUUAUCCAUCGGAGACCUGGCGGUUUGCCCGGAAGGAACAACAUGCCGGGAACCCUUCCUUUUGAGGUUCAGCGGGCUGUUUGCUGAGCUAACGGAUCGGAUUGUUCCGGUGGCCAUGAAUUACCGUGUUGGGUUCUUCCAUGCAACGACGGCUAGGGGCUGGAAAGGGCUGGACCCCAUUUUCUUCUUCAUGAACCCGAGGCCAGUGUACGAGGUAACUUUCUUGAACCAGUUACCGGCAGAAGCCACGUGUUCGUCUGGGAAAAGUCCGCAUGAUGUUGCAAAUUACGUGCAAAGAAUCUUGGCUGCUACGCUAGGGUUCGAGUGCACGAACUUUACAAGGAAGGACAAGUACAGGGUGCUGGCUGGAAAUGAUGGGAUUGUAUCUUAUACUUCCUUUCUUGAUCAAAUUAAGAAGCUGGUGACAAAUUUCAAGCCAUUUAUUCACUAAGACAAUAUAUAUCAGGAUAUAUAUGAGAUUGAUUUCUCCAUUUGCU